AUGCAUCAAUCACCGCGGCGGUCGGUGAUCAAGCAUCCGCACAACUUUCAGGGCGCCCAGGUCAUGUCGAGCAGCGCCGAGGCCCUGGCCGAAGCGAGCGGGCGCUACGAUUCAGGCGCCAGCUACGCCCCUCGGCCCGAUGCCGGCGCACCCGCAGCGGGGCCCGGUGCUGCUGCUGCUGCUGCGUCGUCGUCGGCGAGCAACACCCCAAACUACCUCAAGGGCGUCGACGGCAUCGGCAACGGCAGCGGCGAGCUCGGCACGCUUGGCACCAACUUUGACCUCGGCGAGCUCGACUUGAUCCCGCAGAGGAGCGCCCCUGCACCUCCCGGCGGCGCUGCGCUGUCGUCUGGCUCGCGCGCGCAGAUCCACGGCGUCGCGGGCGGUCCAGCCAACGUGGCCGGCUCCUCGUCCUUUGUGCGGGCAGGCACGUCGACCGCGUCUCCUCCGACUGCCUCGGCACCGCUGUUCGCCAAUGGCGCCCAUUCCCCCGCCUCUGCGUUUGCAUCGCCGUCGCAGCGCGUGGGCCCGAGCAGCGCUCGGCCCGGCCUGCCCCUGCAGACCUCGCUGCCCUUCAGCACCGGCGGGUUUGCUCACUCGUCGCCUACGCAAUCCGGCAGCCCGCACUCGAGUCCGUGGUCGCCCACCAACUCGAUGCCGCCACGCCCAGUGAGAUCCAACACCUCGGCGGCCGACACGCUCCAGACGCUAUCCACGAUCCCCUCUGCCAAUCCACCACCGGCGGCGCCCGCCAUGGUGCAGCGGUCGCAUUCCAGCAUCGGCGCCCAGCACCACCACCACCACCUUCACCAGCAGCCGCCACAGGUAUCUGGCGUCAACUCGCCCACGCUCGGCAGCCACACCUCGCCGACGUUGGAGGGCGGGCCUCACGACCACUUUUCGCCGACGUCCUCGACCGGGGCGUCAUCGGCAGCGCAGAGCCAGUUCCUCUCGGCCAACCGCGACCGGGAAAAGAGCAGGGACGGCACCCUCACCCCGGGCGGCCGCAACACCUUCAAGAGCGUCUUUGGCGGCUUUGUCAACUCGAUGAGUGACGUCUUCUCGCAGCAGAAAAAGAUUGAGAUCUCCACGCCGUACGAUCCCGUCCACCUCACACAUGUCGGCUUCAACUCGGAUACGGGAGAGUUUACCGGUCUUCCAAAGGAGUGGCAGCAGCUGCUGCAAGAGUCGGGCAUCUCGCGGCAGGACCAGGAGGCCAACCCUCAGGCCGUGAUGGACAUCGUCGCCUUCUACCAGGACGCCACCCAGCACGAUAGCGAGCAGGACGCAGUGUGGAAGAAGAUGGGCGGCGCAAAGGGUGCCGCCGCCGAUUCGGGCAGCUGGCCGGACACUGGCAGCGAGGAGAGCGGCAGCAAGGGCGGCGUCGUCGGUGCCGGCGGCCAGAUCCUCUACGAGAAGCCGCGUGCGGCGCCAGCCCCUCCCGGCGUUGUCUCGGUCAGGAAGUCUCCCCGGGUUCCCUCGCCUCCGGAGCAUCGGCCAGGCGCCGCUGCAGGAGGAGCAUCGGCGGCGACAGGGGAGGCGCAGUUCAAGCCCAGCCGACCGGCGCCUCCGCCUGGCGCACCGGCUUCCGCGUCGGACCGGGCGAACCGGUCCCCCUCGCUCAAGGCGCCUUCGCAGCCUUCGAGCGGCAAGACGUCGCCGGCAACGAGAGCGCCAGACAUGCCCUCUACGGCACCGCGCCAGGCGCCCGCAGCGCCCGGCUCCGGCUCGUCGUCGGUGGCAUCGUCGUCGGCCGCCGCCGCCAAGGCCGGUGGCGCCAAGACGACCGGCGCCGUGCCCCGGCGAAGGGAGACGAAGAAGAACACGGUCAAGGACUCGGACGUGAUUGCCAAGCUCCAGGCGAUCUGCACCGAUGCUGACCCGACCAAGCUUUACCGGAGCCUGCAGAAGAUUGGACAGGGCGCAUCCGGCGGCGUCUUCACGGCGUACCAGGUGGGGACCAACCUGUCGGUGGCGAUCAAGCAGAUGAACCUCGAGCAGCAGCCCAAGAAGGACCUCAUCAUCAACGAGAUCCUGGUCAUGAAGGAGUCACAGCACAAGAACAUCGUCAACUUUAUCGAUUCGUUCCUGUUCAAGGGCGACCUGUGGGUGGUGAUGGAGUACAUGGAGGGCGGCAGCCUGACGGACGUGGUGACGUGCAACAUCAUGACCGAGGGCCAGAUUGCGGCCGUGAGCCGCGAGGUGCUCGAAGGGCUGCGGCACCUGCACGAGCACGGCGUCAUCCACCGCGACAUCAAGUCGGACAAUAUCCUGCUCAGCCUGACGGGCGACAUCAAGCUGACCGACUUUGGCUUCUGCGCGCAGAUUGGCGAGUCGCAGGCCAAGCGGACGACGAUGGUGGGCACGCCGUACUGGAUGGCGCCCGAGGUGGUGACGCGCAAGGAGUAUGGGCCCAAGGUCGACAUCUGGUCGCUGGGCAUCAUGUGCAUCGAGAUGGUUGAGGGCGAGCCGCCGUACCUCAACGAGAACCCGCUGCGCGCCCUCUACCUGAUCGCCACCAACGGCACGCCCAAGAUCCACAACCCGGACAACCUCUCGAGCACCUUCCGCGACUUUUUGCGCACCUGCCUCGACGUCGACGCCGAGAGGAGGCCCGACGCCGUCGGCAUGCUCGGCCACGCCUUCCUGCGCCGGUCCGAGAGCCUUCGGACGCUUGCGCCGCUGAUCAAGGCGGCGCGCGAGCAAGCUGCGAAGAAGUGA
Pseudozyma flocculosa PF-1 is the source of this 2721-nucleotide messenger RNA. RefSeq lists its product as uncharacterized. Gene Ontology annotation, biological process: regulation of MAPK cascade; protein phosphorylation; intracellular signal transduction. Gene Ontology annotation, molecular function: protein serine/threonine kinase activity; ATP binding. Gene Ontology annotation, cellular component: cytoplasm. The transcript is spliced from 5 exons. NCBI's taxonomy places the organism in Eukaryota, Fungi, Basidiomycota, Ustilaginomycetes, Ustilaginales, Ustilaginaceae. The record is from RefSeq and is a predicted model, not a curated record. The coding region runs from base 1 to 2721 and encodes 906 amino acids.